GCGUGGCACUCCAGGGACCUCGUGGCUGCGGUGGCCCUUGAAGAUGGCGAGGUAGGAGACGCCUGAUCUGCAGCGUCUGCGGUGGCCCUUGGACCUAGACGCCCAAGAUCACGCUUGCAGCCUGUUGUGCGCCUGGCCGUGGCAAGUGGAAGGAGGCAGAGGCAGGGGUAGAUACCACGGGAUGGACGAGGAGCUGGAGUCGUCCUCGCUGCCGGUGCUGCACAAGAUGAGGUGCGUGAAGGAGCGAGACCAGGAAAUGAAAGAUCGCUCGACAAACGGCCGCUUCCAGUCAGUUGGAUCUGAUCUUAUACCCGCACACGAGAGCUACCGGAGCAGUAGCAGAUUAACAAGGACCCAAGCUAGACUCCCAAGUUCUUCGGCUCAAGGCGCUAAGGUGUUGGAGACGUGCCUGUACUUGUUGAGCGUUUUAUCUGUAGAGUGCUAUAUUGUGAUUGGUGUAAUAUUGUAUGGUUAUAUUGUGAUUGGUGGAAUGUAAUAAACUUGAUUGGUAUAUUGGUGAUUUGGUUGUUAUUUGAAUA
Molecule: messenger RNA, 539 nt
Organism: Triticum aestivum (bread wheat)
Lineage: Eukaryota; Viridiplantae; Streptophyta; Magnoliopsida; Poales; Poaceae
Exons: 4
Coding region: 182-496 (104 amino acids)
Source: RefSeq, a predicted model, not a curated record